This is a messenger RNA of Aaosphaeria arxii CBS 175.79, 1091 nucleotides long. Its product is annotated as membrane fusion mating protein FIG1. NCBI's taxonomy places the organism in Eukaryota, Fungi, Ascomycota, Dothideomycetes, Pleosporales. Bases 144 to 956 code for a protein of 270 amino acids. The transcript is spliced from 3 exons. The record is from RefSeq and is a predicted model, not a curated record. Gene Ontology annotation, cellular component: mating projection tip; membrane. Gene Ontology annotation, biological process: conjugation with cellular fusion.
UUCCAACAUUCUUUCCAGCGGAAUCGAACUUGUCUACCGAGACAUUCGGCUGCAUUCCACCCCAGAAACCAUCUCCCGGCCCUUCGGGAGCCACGAGGAGUUCGACAACAAAUUUCAGUUGAGCGCAAAGGAGGAAUAGAAUCAUGGCAGCAAACAUUGGCUUUUCGGUGCGCAUGCGACGGUUAAUACCGUUCUUGGGCUACCACCAUGUACUCAUGAUAUUGAUAGCUGUCGCUAUUAUAUUACUAUCACUACUACUUGCAGGAUGCUCAUCUUCCUCUCCUCUCAUCCCCGGCAUCUUCCUCAUUUCCAUGUGGUACGAAAAGUACACACCCACCUACUCCACUGAACAAGUCGAUCCAGGCGUUACUGCAGCAAUCGCAAACAUCGUUGGACAAGCACAACUUGGUGUUCGAGUUGGAUACUUCGGCAUCUGCAUCAACACCGACCAUGGUGACUGGAUCUGCUCAAACAACGCGACCGCAUUGAUCGAUGGUGUCUCCGUCGACCAGGACCCGCUCAACCUGGUCUGGGUCGCCAGCACCUUCAAGGACGCCGUUGUAUUCCCUUACCUCCUGAUCGUGGCCAUCAUUCUCGCCUUCGUCACCUUUAUCCUCCUCGCAACCUUCCCAGGAUGGCACGCAGAACAAGACAAAGACACCGGUUCCGAUGUUGAUGUCAAGCCGUUCCCAUCCAGGCCAGUCUCCCAGGUUGCCCUCGCCCUUAUCUUCAUCUCAAGCAUCUUCGUCCUUGUCAGCGUGUUAUGGCAGCACACGGCCUCCGUGGCUGCUGCAACUAUAGCACAAGAUCUGGGCAAUGGAAGCGUCAAGUCUGGAGUCGGUACCAGUGCAAUGGUCCUUGGUUGGUUCGGUUUUGUUCUCCUCAUAAUUGUGACCAUUGGUCUACUAGUUAUGAUUUUGAGCAUCAUUGUUCUCGACCGAUUGACCGAUGACUAGAGAGAAGAUACCCAACCACAUGAAAGAGGAGGGAACACCACUUCAAGUCAACAACUGACGAGAGGUGGUAAAGAUUGUGCAUAUCCAUUUUUUCACCGUUUGCAUAUUAUACGGGCUUAACACUACUAUUCGGCC